AUUUUUAUGCAAAUGCCAAAUGCCGCUUACAAAGUGCAAACACGUGUUGAUUUUGUUUUUUUAAGCAGAUUUUAGCAUUAAAUAAACAAUAAUGGUGCUGUGCAAUGUUGAUUGCGUGAAGAGAAUAUCUCAAUAUUUGGAUGUCAUUCCUGGAAAGAUGCACAUGUCGGAAAAUAAUGUAGUGGCAAUGAGUAAUUUAUUGAAAAACCAAACAGUUGAGGGAUUCAGUACAAUCGUUCAAGCCAUGACGAAUUCUUCAAAUUUGAAGCAUCUUCUUGGCGAUGAUCCUGUAUCCCGAGCAUUGACACAACAAUGGCUCGAAUAUGCGUCUGUUUGUGCAAAUUACGCCGAUAAUUCUGCCAAUACCAAAAGAGUAUUAAAGGAACUGAAUAAUUUUCUUAACACCACCACGUAUUUGGGAGGAACGAAAAUUUCUGUCGCUGACAUCUCUUUGUAUCAUAUAUUACAUCCUAUAAUGAGAGACUUGACUCCUUUGGAGAAAAAGGAAUUUAUCCACAUGUCAAGGUGGUUUGAAAAUUUACAACAGGAUGAGAAAAUAAGACAGAAGUUAGAAUUAAUCAAUCUCAAUAUAAUGUAUAUGCACUUGUGAAGAAAAAAAAAAUCCCACCCUCUCUUUUUGGGCCCUAAAAAAUCAAUAUACACUCCUGAGGGUAAUUGACAGUUAUCAGCUGAUUAUUGUCACUGUGACAUUGUUACCAUUAUUACUCAUUGUAAGCAAGAAGAAUAUACGAAAAAAAAGAAUUUUUUUUAGAAAAGAAAUUUAAAUUUGGUAAAUUGUUAUCAAUUGAGUGAUAUGAUCUAUAAAAAUCGAAUACAAUUGAUAGUCACAAGAUGGCGUUCUUUGUACAAAAGUGCCGUAUGUUACGUGCGGAUUUACGUUAUUUACGCGCAGGCGUAAAAUCCGCGAUUUGAUUCGAUGUUCAAUCUUGGUUUAAUCCUUUGAAAAGGAAGGCGGAAAUAUUCAAAAUAAAACAAGUUAAUUUCCGUUAAAACGGAGGGAAAAACCUCGAAAAUAAGAAAGAUCAAUUAAUAAUUAAUAUUAAUAUCAAUUAAUUAUUAAUCCGACUCAUUUCACGAGUAAACCCAAUACAUUUAUUAUAUAUUAAAGUCAAACAUUACACAAGUCGAAGUUAUUCUUAAGGCUAUUUUUGGGACUACUCUGAAGUCCGUUACGAAAGAACUCCAAAAUAGAACUGAAUUCGUGAGGGAGCAUUUAUCCCUUGGUCCAUGGCAGAAUCUUUGCGCAUGCCCUGUUAUAGAGUUUGUAAAGUCUAUGAAGUUUUUAGAAUCACAACACUAACACUGCACUGCACUAAUACACGUAUAAACAUACUCUAUGUAUUGAAAACAUGUAUUACAACAAGUGAACAUAACCCUUUUGCAUUCACACUAAUUACACAAUUAUUAA
Molecule: messenger RNA, 1429 nt
Organism: Leptopilina heterotoma
Lineage: Eukaryota; Metazoa; Arthropoda; Insecta; Hymenoptera; Figitidae
Gene: AIMP3
Product: eukaryotic translation elongation factor 1 epsilon-1
Exons: 5
Coding region: 92-610 (172 amino acids)
Biological process (GO): positive regulation of DNA damage response, signal transduction by p53 class mediator
Cellular component (GO): cytoplasm; aminoacyl-tRNA synthetase multienzyme complex; nucleus
Source: RefSeq, a predicted model, not a curated record